Messenger RNA from Cornus florida, 522 nucleotides. Its product is annotated as secreted RxLR effector protein 161-like. The transcript has a single exon. The record is from RefSeq and is a predicted model, not a curated record. NCBI's taxonomy places the organism in Eukaryota, Viridiplantae, Streptophyta, Magnoliopsida, Cornales, Cornaceae. Bases 1 to 522 code for a protein of 173 amino acids.
AUGAAAGAUCUUGGAAAGACAAAAUUCUGCCUUGGUCUGCAGGUUGAACAUUUUUCGAGUGGUAUUCUUAUCUACCAAUCAACAUAUACAGAAAAUGUUAUGAAACGUUUUUAUAUGAAUAAAGGCCAUUUAUUGAACUCUCCAAUGGUUGUUCGUUCUCUUGAUGUCAAGAAAGAUUAUUUUCGUCCUCGAGAAGAUGAUGAAGAUCUCCUUAGUCCUGAAGUGCCUUAUCUCAGUGUGAUUGGUGCUCUUAUGUAUCUUUUAAAUUGCACAAGGCCUGACAGAGUAUUUUCAGUCAAUUUAUUAGCAAGGUACAGUUCUGCACCAACCCGCAGACAUUGGAAUGAAAUCAAACAUAUAUUGCGAUAUCUUUGUGGUACAAUUGAUAUAGGAUUGUUUUAUUCAAAAGAACCAAAUUCUCAAUUAAUUGGAUAUGCAAAUGCUGGCUAUCUCUUUGACCCACAUAAAGCUCAUUCACAAAUAGGAUAUGUGUUUACUUGUGACGGCACUGUUAUAUCAUAG